GUGGAGAGAUUCUAAAAUGGCCUCCAAAGUGCAUACUAGACUUCACCUCCAAACAAAGCCAUGUCUAUCAAAAAUGGCAACACUUCUCCUUUUCCUUUGCUUCUUAUUCACCUCCUUCUCUUAUGCAGCAGAAGCAAGGAAUUGCCAUAGAGUGUGGAACUGCAAAGGAGACAUUAGGUGUUGGGAAGACUGCAAAAAUGAGCACAAUGGAAAGGGACUUUGUGAUCUCUACACUGCACCUUCUGUCCCUAAGCAAUGCUUUUGUGCUUAUAAAUGCUAAACACUUUUCGUGUUUUCUUCCUUUUGUUUCGGGUCUAAAUCGAGUUAGUAUCGAGUAAUAGUGAGCUCUCACGAGCACCCUUCAUGUGUUUUACUAUCUAAUUUAGUUCUUGCAAUUUUAAUGAAUAUUAUA
This is a messenger RNA of Cucurbita moschata (crookneck pumpkin), 412 nucleotides long. Its product is annotated as putative defensin-like protein 184. The record is from RefSeq and is a predicted model, not a curated record. The coding region runs from base 17 to 280 and encodes 87 amino acids. Lineage: Eukaryota; Viridiplantae; Streptophyta; Magnoliopsida; Cucurbitales; Cucurbitaceae. The transcript has 2 exons.